Darwinula stevensoni is the source of this 3592-nucleotide messenger RNA. NCBI's taxonomy places the organism in Eukaryota, Metazoa, Arthropoda, Ostracoda, Podocopida, Darwinulidae. The record is from the annotation of a GenBank genome assembly.
CAGCAAUGGACGAGCAGCAGGGAUUGUCCUAGAACUGAGGUCCCGAUUCCUGAGCUAUCACAGGCCUACGUGGUAUUGACUUAAUGGAGCCACCUUCACAUUGGACGAAUUUUCCUCUUUUGAGUUUCCUUUCUUCCCCUUAAUAUUAUGAUGUCUUGAAGCUUUCAUGAGGGGACCCUCUAUUUUUGGCAUCAGCCAGUCACCUUCACAUCCAAGUUUUCACACGUCUUCCUUCAAAUUUCCAAGUGGCUUCGGCGGUCAUGCCCAAUGCUCCGAGGCCUGGGAGCCUUCGUGACCCAGGUGUAGCUGAACUCUUUGACCAUGAUGAUCCUGAAAAGAUCUUCGAGGAUCUACGUGAGAUUGGCCAUGGCAGCUUUGGUGCUGUGUAUUAUGCCCGCAACGUGGUCACAAAGGAGAUUGUGGCUAUCAAAAAGAUGUCGUAUGUUGGAAAACAGAGUCAGGAGAAGUGGCAGGAUAUAUUGAAGGAAAUUCAAUUCAUAGAGCAGUUAAAUCAUCGCAACUGCAUCAAUUAUAAGGGAUGCUACCUCAAAGAGCAUACUGUUUGGUUGGUGAUGGAAUAUUGUCUAGGCUCUGCAUCUGACAUCCUUGAAGUCCAUAAGCGUCCCCUGAAGGAAGAUGAGAUCAGUGCCAUUUGCCAAGAUGUGCUUCAGGGCCUGGAAUACCUCCACGCCAAUGUGAGGAUCCACCGUGACAUCAAGGCUGGAAACAUCCUGCUCACCGAGAGUGGGCUUGUGAAGCUUGCUGACUUUGGUUCAGCUAGCAUCCGCUGCCCUGCCAAUAGUUUUGUUGGAACACCUUACUGGAUGGCUCCUGAAGUGAUUCUGGCCAUGGAUGAGGGCCAGUAUGAUGGACGGGUGGAUGUCUGGUCCCUCGGGAUCACAUGCAUUGAGCUUGCCGAACGGAAGCCCCCCUACUUUAAUAUGAAUGCAAUGAGUGCCUUGUACCACAUCGCCCAGAACGAUAGUCCAUCACUGGCAUCAGGUGAAUGGAGUGGUGUUUUCCGCAAUUUUGUGGACACCUGUUUGCAGAAGGAACCCAGGGAUCGACCAACAGCCAGUCAACUUCUGGGCCAUGGGUUUGUUCGACGUCCACGUGCGCCAAAUGUGAUCUUAGACCUCAUUCAAAGGACUAAAGUGGCUGUCCGGGACCUGGACAAUCUGAACUAUCGCAAAAUGAAGAAGAUCCUCAUGGUGGAUGCAUUUGAGAAUGAUAGCAAUGUUGGGGAGGUAGAAGCAGAUUCAGCCGAGGAUGAGACCCAACGGGAUGACAGCAGCAAGAGCAAUAGCCUGACAUCAGAGACUAGCUGUGGCAUCAGCUCACAGAACAGCUCCACCAAUAGCAUACCCCCUAAUCAACAGCAUGAUGAUGGCUACCCAGGUGUCUACCGAAGGAAGGGAACCAGUGGGAGCAACAGCCUGAAUGAUGGAACAGUUGGUGCCGUAAACAAUUUUGCCACCCUGCGCACCAUGUCUAUGGUGAACAAGGAACACAAGGAGCACCGACAGGAGGAGCAUAGGGAGCAGCUGUCAGUGUACAAGCGCAUGCGCAAGGAGCACCAGGGUGCCCUACUCAAACUGGAGGAGCGGUGCCGACUAGAGAUGGAGCAGCAUAAGAACUCCCUGGACAAGGAGUAUGAGGCCCUUCUUCAGCAGUUCAGCAAGGAGCUCGAAAGGCUUCAGAUUAGGCAUCAGAAUGAGCUUGAACGACGAGUCAAAAUGAAUUCCUCUCAAGAGCGGAAGCUGUCAAAGAUGAUCAAUGAGAAGCAAGAUCUUGAGAAAAAGUCUUUCCAGACACAAUCCAAGAAGGAUUAUAAGCAGAACAAAGAACGGUGGAAGAAGGAGGUCUACGAUGAUGAAUCCACUCCCAAGAAACACAAGGAUGCCACUUUCCAAUCCCAUAAGGAGAACCUAAAGCAGCUUGAGGCUGCACGGCAUCAGAGCCUUCAACAGACACACCGUGAUUACCUGGAGCUGGAAGUGCGCCGAUUCCGUCGUCGUCGCCUCUUAGAAUAUCACAAGGUCCAGCAAGACCUGCUGCGUGAGGAGCUGAGCAAGAGGCAGGCUCAGCUGGAGGAAGCCCACAAGAUGCUAUUGAGGCAUCACAGUGUGACCCAGUCCUUGGAAACCAAGCAGCAGGUAGCUGUACACUCACUGAAGGAGGAGCAGCUCAAGCGGCAACAUAAAACCGAGCUACAGAACCAGGAGGAGUACAUGAUACGGGCUCUGCGUGACCUCCGGAAAAAGCAUGCUCUACAGAUCAAACAGCAGCCCAAGAGCCUCAAGCAAAAGGAGCUACAGAUCCGGCGGCAGUUCCGUGAGACUUGCAAGAUCCAGACGAAGCAGUACAAGGCAUUGAAGGCACAAGUCCUGGCAACCACACCCAAAGAGCAGCAAAAGAACGUCAUCAAAGCCAUGAAGGAGGAACAGCGCCGAAAGCUGGCUGCUCUUGGUGAGCAGUAUGAGCAGUCCAUCGCCGAGAUGCUCCAGAAGCAGUCCAUUCGGCUUGAUGAGAGCCACGACAUGGAGGCCAGGGAACUGCAGGAAAGCCUCGAGCGAGAGAGGGAACUUCUUCUUGCCUACCAGUCACGUAAUCGCAUGUCCUUCGAGAGCCAGGAGAACCGGGAAAGGGCCGAGCUCCAGGAACGAGUCUCUGUUCGCCGAGCACUCCUCGAACAAAAGAUGGAAGAGGAAACACAGCAGUUUCACCAGGAGAAAUCGGAACGUGUUCGGCUGCUGCACGAGAGGCAGGCAAGGGAACUAGAUGACUUCGAUUCAGAGUCAACACGAUUGGGGUUUUCAGUUCUAGCCAUCGCGGAGCAGGGUUUGGACACGUCGAGUCUCCUCAGUGCAGCUGAAUAUGCCUCGGGGGAUGUCUCAUCCAGCACGUUCAACUUGGCACAUUCACACAGCACCUCGUCUGUCGGACCCACCAGUUUAUAGCCCUUUUUGCAAUGUGUGGACAGGGGCGAGGAGGAAUUUUGUUUCAGGGAUUUCCAUCGCACUGGCAUGUGAUGUUCCUCCUCCUCCAUUAGGAUGUAAUUCAAGGGAAAAACAUUUUUUCAUUUCCUUUUUUGCUCAUAUUUAUCACAGUAUCUUCGAUGGAUUUUUUUUGACAUCCUUGCACACUUGUUUUCUAUCAAAAUGUGAUAAGUUCUAGAACCCUUUCACCUCGACUCACACUUUUCUUUUCACAAUUUGGUCUGACUUGCAUUUUUCCUUUUUAAAACAGUGGGCACUUUCAGUGAUGACGCGUUCAGGGAAUAGUCGGAAGAACGUUCUCAGUCUGUCUUCCGCUCUUGUGACUUGCUUUCCACUUGCGCAUUUAGAUACCAUUUUGAAUGGCUGCCCCCCUCCAACUCUAUGUAUUUAAAGGACAAAAGGAUUUUUGUGCCCUGUAGAUGCACUGUAUGUGAUACGUCCUAAGAGAAACAGCAUGGCUUCCCAUGAACUAUGGUUUUUCCCCUGCCCUCCCUCCCCCCCAUGUCAUGUCAUCCUGCAGAGAUGUAUAUAUUGCUAUGGAGAAAGAGUGUGAUGAGAGCCGUGUCAGGCUCUCUCCAAUAAAUCAAGGAUCC